UCCUGCGCGUCCGCCUCCGCCUCCUCCCUCGUCGGCCGCCAUCUCCUCCUCAGGCUUAGCUCUCCUCCGCCUCCGUUCUCGAGAGCUCGCCAGAAUGGUCGCCCACAGGUUCCAUCAGUACCAGGUGGUGGGUCGCGCCCUGCCGACUCCCGGCGUUGAGCAGCCCAAGAUCUACCGCAUGAAGCUCUGGGCCACCAACGAGGUCCGCGCCAAGUCCAAGUUCUGGUACUUCCUCAGGAAGCUGAAGAAGGUGAAGAAGGCCAAUGGGCAGAUGCUCGCCAUCAACGAGAUCUUUGAGAAGAACCCAACCACCAUCAAGAACUUCGGCAUCUGGCUCCGUUACCAGAGCAGAACCGGCUACCACAACAUGUACAAGGAGUACCGUGACACCACCCUGAACGGCGCCGUUGACCAGAUGUACACUGAGAUGGCCUCACGUCACCGUGUGAGGUCCCCCUGCAUCCAGAUCAUCAAGACGGCCACUGUCCACUUCAAGCUAUGCAAGAGAGAGAACACCAAGCAGUUCCACAAUGCUGAGAUCAAGUUCCCGCUGGUCUACCAGAAGGUGAGGCCACCCACCAGGAAGCUCAAGACAACCUACAAGGCGACAAGGCCCAAUCUGUUCAUGUGAUCAGGGAUAGGCUCUCUCCCCCCGUGUUUUGUGGUUUAGCGUGUAUGAAUCUGGAAGAUUUUGCCUGUCGAAGUUUUGAUGUCCUGUGGGUUAUGCACUUUGAAUGUUUGAUGUCGCCACUCUGGAUGAUGAUGCUUUGCCACUAUUAACUGUCUUGGAUCAGUUCAUUA
This is a messenger RNA of Lolium rigidum, 801 nucleotides long. Its product is annotated as 60S ribosomal protein L18a-like. Gene Ontology annotation, biological process: translation. The record is from RefSeq and is a predicted model, not a curated record. Gene Ontology annotation, molecular function: structural constituent of ribosome. The coding region runs from base 95 to 631 and encodes 178 amino acids. The transcript is spliced from 4 exons. Gene Ontology annotation, cellular component: cytosolic large ribosomal subunit; ribosome. Lineage: Eukaryota; Viridiplantae; Streptophyta; Magnoliopsida; Poales; Poaceae.